Messenger RNA from Vairimorpha ceranae, 447 nucleotides. RefSeq lists its product as hypothetical. The record is from RefSeq and is a predicted model, not a curated record. Lineage: Eukaryota; Fungi; Microsporidia; Nosematidae. The transcript has a single exon. The coding region runs from base 1 to 447 and encodes 148 amino acids.
AUGAAUUUUUGCAAAGGGGCUCUAAGUUUUUAUAAAUCUGCAUUUGACAAAGCCAAAAAUGAGAAAAUUUCUAUUUCAAAAAAAGGUUCCUUUUAUGGAAAUAUAGACAAAAAAUUAAUAGCUAAAUUAUCAAAGCUUAAAAACUCGUAUUAUUAUAAAAAAGUAAAUUUAAACAAUAGCUUUAAGUAUCAAAUUAAAAAUAUAGAAGAAGAUUCUUUUUUUAAAGAAUCUUCAGAUGAAUCUAUAAUAAAAUUCAUAAUGGAAUGCAAUAUGUUUAUUAAAGAAGUGAUAAAUUAUGUCUUAUCUUUAAAAUUCAAUAAGUAUACUUGUGAUAAACAAAUUAGCGUUGUUUAUUAUGAAUGUAAAAGUUUUGUAAAAAGAUUAACAAAUAUUUCACAAACUGUACAGCUAGAAUGUAUUUUUGUGAUAAAAAAAAAUGCUAAUUGA